AUGAAGACCUGUUGCAGCGAAGACGAGAGUAAUCAGGUAUCGUCAGGGGAAGAAGCUCGACUACAUGAGGAUCUCUCAAGCUCUUUAGAGGACCUUGUUGGUAAUUUUGAUGAAAGAAUAAGUUCAUGUUUAAAGAACCCCGAUGUGAAUACUGAGGAUAUCGCUCCAGUUCAAGUACGAUCACAGGAUGAAAUAAUGGCUGAGAGCCAGACCUGGUGGACGUUGACUUGCAGUUUUGGAAACAUUCAACCACUCGAUUUUGAUAAGUCGGCGAUUCGACGUCGUAUGAUGCCGGCAUUGGAUCUGAAGGAGAGAAAGGUCCUUAUCUUACCAGUUAUUACAGCUCGUAUGGAUAUGCACCAGCUUGUCGCACAUGGUUCCAUCAGCAGCGAUUCACCUCCGCAGACCGCCGACCAGGUCAUCGAGGAAAUCGACGAAAUGCUUCAGUCAUGUGACUUUACCGGUUCGAUGAUGACUGAUCGAACAAUGGAAUCCGUCGACAGUAUGUACUCAUCAAUGAGAUCACCAUUGCCAUCUGGGCCACUGAGUGAAGCUGAUAUGAAACUACGCCAAACACAGGCAUUCGCUGCCAAUCCUGAAAGUACGUUCUGCAGAAUGUCUACUUUAAACUAUGGUUAG
Molecule: messenger RNA, 639 nt
Organism: Angiostrongylus costaricensis
Lineage: Eukaryota; Metazoa; Nematoda; Chromadorea; Rhabditida; Metastrongylidae
Source: the annotation of a GenBank genome assembly